CCCAAACAAAAGGAAAACCGAGUCGACUCAGUAGGGGAUCGCUUGCUCAUUUUCCUGGGUGAGAAAUCGAGACCAUCUGCUGCAGCUGAUUUGACUCCCCUUCUUGCGCAGUUUUGUCGAUUCCGUCUCCUGCAAACUUCUAGUUCUUCUUCCCGAGGCGAAACCACCCAUCAUCUUUUCUUGUUUGAAAUUGUGCGAAUCUUGCAGAUUCCCGCAAGGCUUAAUCCGCCAUGUGAUGCCCAGACGAAGCGCGCCCUUGUAAUCUGGGUUUUAUCUUCUUCACUUGGUCUCCCAUGUCGCGUUUCGCUUCUCCCCUUUCGCACGAUCCGGACAUCCUCUGCCUCUGCUCCGCCUCUCUGCUCCGAUUCCGUCCCCAGAUUUCGAAGUCGUUUGUUCAAGCUUGCAAAACCUAAUCUCACCGAUCUCGCAGCCCCGGGGGGCGAAGGUAAACGACUUUGUCAUCUCAUUUCCUAUCUGAGUGAAUCGGGUUAGUCGCAUCUGCAGAGUUUGACAGUUUGAGCUGUUUUAGGUUAAAUCUGGGAAUUUGGAGUAGAUUGUGUCCACUGUUGUCGAGUUCCUUUCAUGAGCUCACUUGGGAACGCCUGAAAUUUUGAUCUGCUACGUGGUGAAUGCAUUGCGGUUGUUAUUGUGUCCUUGUUGCGGGUUACUAUGUCAGUCUGUAGGACGAAUAUGUUCAAAUUUUUGGGGUAUAAUUAGAAUAAAGAGUCUUUCUUUCUUCAAUUAUUAGGUCGACAAGAUGAUUCUGGCAAAGCAAUAUCGCUGCAUACACUCGUCCAGUUGUCAGUGCACGAAAGGACAUCUAAGCGAGGAUGUGAUUUUCUUAGUAUUCCAACAGAUGAAUUGGAAUCCUAAAGCAAUUGCCACCCUGUCUCUUGUGUGCAAGUGGUUUGAUGAUAUUGCUAAAAGAGUGUUAUGGAAGGAAUUUUGUCGAACGAGAGCUCCUAAAAUGAUGCUCGAUUUGCAAUCUAGUGGUAGCCACAGUAUUGAUGGGAACUGGAGAGCAUUGGCAAAGCUGCUAAUCUACUGUUCAGGGUGCAGUAAGGAUGGCCUCUUUGACAAUGUCCAAGUGCCUGGUCACUUUGUUUACCGUACCCGGUUCUCUAGGACGUCGGGGAAAAGCUUUCUAAUGCCACAGUGCAAAAAUGAUGUUCUCUAUGUGUCUGAUCCUUGUGAACAUCUUGACCAAGGGGACGAGGGGGAUGUGGGAUUUUUUCGUGGGGUUUUCAAGUCAUUCUCAAUGUCAAUGGCUAAGAGAAUGUUGAUUCAGAGGGGAGCCCAGCUUCACCCAACAGAGUUGUGUCCUUAUUGCAAAGCUAAGCUAUGGAGCAUGCGGGCAGCAAAAAUGAUACCUCAGAGUGCCAGCUGUAGGCUAGGUGCUUAUUCGGACUCAACUGACUUCUAUGUGUGCUUGAAUGGACAUAUGCUUGGAAAUUGCAUCCUCUUGCCUCUGUCAGAUUCGGAGGAGGCCUUUGAGUUGGAAUAGUUUUAACAUUCAAAUCCAGAUUGAACUGCUGCAGUUGCGGUACUACAGCGCAACAAUAUUCCGGGUACUCGGGGAGUUAAAGUUUUCGCAACUCUAGGACUGAUCAGAAACAUCAACUCUAUUGUCUGUGUGGGUCCAACAGUCUUUCUUGAGGAAUUGUGGUGGUGUGCUAAAAGGUCUACUUCAGCAGUACCCAAUACGUGCUUGCCCGUCAAAGAGUGAAAGAAGCAUUGCCGUUGAAUGGCCAGAUCUCUGCUUAGGUCUGAGUUUUGUAAACUAAGGAAUGCCAUCAUCCAUUACGAUUGUCUGUUGCAAAGCACCGUACUUGAGAUUUGUUGUAGUAGAUUGUGUGUCAUGCAGUAACCUAUGUCCACCUUUUUCUGAAUAUAUAUUUGUUACCCUGAUAAACUUGACUAAAUCUUCACUUAUUACUUUCAUAA
Molecule: messenger RNA, 1944 nt
Organism: Rhodamnia argentea
Lineage: Eukaryota; Viridiplantae; Streptophyta; Magnoliopsida; Myrtales; Myrtaceae
Product: EID1-like F-box protein 2
Exons: 2
Coding region: 758-1504 (248 amino acids)
Molecular function (GO): protein binding
Source: RefSeq, a predicted model, not a curated record